Messenger RNA from Chlamydomonas reinhardtii, 1378 nucleotides. RefSeq lists its product as uncharacterized. The coding region runs from base 459 to 1103 and encodes 214 amino acids. Gene Ontology annotation, cellular component: intracellular membrane-bounded organelle. The transcript has 6 exons. The record is from RefSeq and is a predicted model, not a curated record. Lineage: Eukaryota; Viridiplantae; Chlorophyta; Chlorophyceae; Chlamydomonadales; Chlamydomonadaceae. Gene Ontology annotation, molecular function: peptidyl-prolyl cis-trans isomerase activity. Gene Ontology annotation, biological process: protein peptidyl-prolyl isomerization; protein folding.
GCAGUCAUUUUCUCUGCCAACCAGCUUGCUGUCGCUUCGCCAGAUGUUGACCACGAUGUGAAUACCCUGCUUGUUCACGUCUUUCACACUGCUGAAACUAUUUAUGAGAGUCCUUGGGACAUUGACAGCGACUAUACUCCGAGUUACAGGAUAUUGUGGCCGCGCGGCGAACCAGAGGGCAUGACUAUUCAAGUCAAAGACCCUAUGAACCCAAAUGAACUAGCAUUCACAGUUCAGGUCGCGGAUGGAAAAAUCAAGCGCUUUGGUCGAAGGUUUGAAAUCGACGAGGCCGAGGAUUUUGAGCUCUCUGAACUGCUAGAGCGCCUGCUGCUGUGGGCAGAGGAGCAGGAUGCCGCGGACCACUAGCCGGAUCGCAACAGAGCUUGCGUGCGCAAAAUGUUGCCACGAUGCACAUGCAAGUGCGAGUUUGUACAUUGUUGUAUUGGACUGCCUUUACCAUGAAGCUCCCAACUCUGUCUCGCCGCGCUCUGGCGCUGGCUCUGCUUGGCCUGGUGGUGCUGGCCGCGACCGGCGUGCACGCCGCUAAGAAGGGCAGCAAGAAGAAGGUUGCUGCGGAUACCACUAUCACGCACAAGGUGUACUUCGACGUGGAGAUUGAUGGCAAGCCUGAGGGCCGCAUUGUGGUUGGCCUGUACGGCAACACCGUGCCCAAGACCGUGGAGAACUUCCGCGCCCUGUGCACCGGCGAGAAGGGCACUGGCACCUCGGGCAAGCCGCUGCACUUCAAGAACAGCAUCUUCCACCGCAUCAUCCCCCAGUUCAUGAUCCAGGGCGGUGACUUCACCCGCGGCGAUGGCACCGGCGGCGAGUCCAUCUACGGCUCCCGCUUCCCCGACGAGAACUUCGCCCUGAAGCACACCGGCCCCGGCGUGCUGUCCAUGGCCAACGCCGGCCCCGACACCAACGGCUCUCAGUUCUUCAUCACCACAGUCACCACCAGCUGGCUGGACGGCCGCCACGUCGUGUUCGGCAAGGUCGUGGAGGGCAUGGACGUGGUGUACAAGGUGGAGGCUGUGGGCACCAGCAGCGGCAAGCCCAGCAAGAAGGUGACCAUCGCCGACUCCGGCGAGCUGCCCCUGUGAACCGCGACUGACACCAAGCAGGAGCAGCAGGAGUGGCGCUGGAGCUGGCUGUGGGGCGGACGUUGAAUGCCCUAGUAAGCACAGGUGUUCAACGUGCGCAUGUGCGAGCGGAACGCUUACGUGAAGUGAUGUAGAUGGUGGUGGGAGGGCCUGCGUAUGCUAUGCUCUGUGCUGCGCCAAGCGCAGCCAGGGAACUGCGUGUUUCAGAGCGUGCUGGAGCAUGCCUGCCGGCAGCCGUGCUCGGCACCUCUGUGUAUUUGUAAACCUAUCUGGCG